UGGCCUGUUUCACGUUUUUCGGCCGUUUAACUUGUGACCGGUUUGACUUACUGCCAUCAUCAUCAUGUGACAAGCAAACCCAACCACAACAACAACACGUAUCUAUUCCAUUUUGUGGACAAGGAAAUGCUGUUUAAAAGUCGCAAAUGGUUGCCUGUUUGCUUAAUCCUUCUGCUUGCUGAGAUUGUCUUGUCUCUUGAAAAUGGCCUUGCAAGAACACCACCAAUGGGCUGGCUGACGUGGACAAGAUUCGGGUGUAACACCGACUGUGAAAAUGAUCCCAAUUAUUGUUUGAGUGAAAAAUUAAUAAUGCAAAUGGCUGACCAAAUGGUGAGUGGUGGAUACCUAGAAGCUGGCUAUGAGUAUGUGUGUAUUGAUGACUGCUGGCUGGCGGGAGAGCGAGACAUCUUCCACAAACUGCAACCUGACAAGACUAGGUUUCCACGUGGGAUGAAAUAUCUGGCUGACUAUGUGCAUUCAAAAGGACUGAAGCUUGGCAUAUACGAGGAUUUUGGUACUAAAACAUGCGCUGGUUUCCCUGGCAGUGAGUUUUACAUGGAGCUGGAUGCACAAACCUUUGCUGAAUGGGGAAUAGAUCUUCUGAAAUUUGAUACCUGCCAUUCAGAUGCCCACGAUAACAAAUAUGGAUAUCCGGCAAUGUCAAUAUAUCUGAAUCAGACAGGCAGACCAAUUUUGUUCUCCUGUGAAUGGCCCUACGGAGAAUUACAGCAAAAUUUGCCGUCUGACUAUGCUCCAGUUCGACAGUACUGCAACAUUUGGCGUAACUAUUGGGAUGUUGAAGACAGUUUUAACAGUGUUAAAAGCAUUGUUGACAUCUAUGGAAAAAACAAUUCCCUGUUUCAAAAGUUCACUGGCCCUGGUGGAUUUUUUGAUCCAGAUAUGAUAUUGGCGGGUGGGUUUGGAAUGAGUCACUACCAGCAGCGUGCCCAGAUGGCCAUGUGGGCCAUGUUCUCCGCUCCACUGUUCAUGUCCAAUGAUCUACGAGACAUUCCUGCGGAAGCCAAAAGUCUUCUCUUGAAUCCGUUACUGAUUGCAGUUGAUCAAGAUCCAUUUGGUAUCAUGGCAACAAAACUGUGGGAGUUCAACAACUUACAACUGUGGGUGAAGCCUAUCUCUCCACAAGGCAGUGCUGCAGUGGUCUUCUUCAACACUUACAACUUUGGCAGUGGCACGCCAGUCUCCGUCCAGGCUGACUCAUUUGGCCUGACAGACCAAAGGGGUUACAAUGUCACAGAGGUGUUUACUAACAAUUACCUUGGAAUCCUCAAGCCUAGUUCAGUGUUAAAAUUUAGAGUCAAUCCUACUGAUGCCUACAUGAUUGUGUGUAAAUUAUUGGCAUAGAAUACUUUACAUUCCAGAGCAAGAAUAGUCAAGGUUUAGCCCAUUUAUGCCUAGCCCUUUGCAUGCUGGGAAAUUUGUCGUCUGCAAAAAUGUUGUCUGCUGAAUUUCUAAAAUUAGCAUUUUCUUUGAUUUUUUUUCAAAGAAUACUAUCAGAAUAGCAAACAGUUUGGAUCCUUCUAAAUUGGAUCAAUUUAUUUCUAAAAUAAUGGAUGUCUAGUAUAUAUUUAUUUUUAUAUUUAGAAUAUUUCUUACAGAAAUUUCUUUAAGCAAACAGCGUAGACCCAGAUGAGACGCCGCAUCAUGCGUGUCUCGUCUGGGUCUACGCUGUUUGCCAAGGCCUUUUUUUCUAGACGCUAGGCAAAAAUGGAUAAAUGUACUCACUGUUGCCUAUACCGUACACAUGAUAUUUAUUUAUGAUAUAUAACCAGUGAUGUCUAAUUAAUCAGUUUAUCAAUAAAUUUAGAUGGACCGAUCAAUCAUUUGGUGAUGGGAAAAAUACUCAACUAAAUUGUACUUAUCUUUGAUAGUAUCAGAAACUGUUUUUGCAAUCAAAAAAUAUAUAAUAUUUUGUAGUAUUAAAAUGCUACAUUUAUUGUUAAUACAAUGCUUUGCAAUUGUUCAAUAAAUGCAAUAGUAAUGUUU
Molecule: messenger RNA, 2004 nt
Organism: Dreissena polymorpha
Lineage: Eukaryota; Metazoa; Mollusca; Bivalvia; Myida; Dreissenidae
Product: alpha-galactosidase A-like
Exons: 8
Coding region: 127-1362 (411 amino acids)
Biological process (GO): oligosaccharide metabolic process; glycosylceramide catabolic process; glycoside catabolic process
Cellular component (GO): cytoplasm
Molecular function (GO): alpha-galactosidase activity
Source: RefSeq, a predicted model, not a curated record